Aspergillus pseudotamarii is the source of this 964-nucleotide messenger RNA. RefSeq names its product SDR family oxidoreductase. Lineage: Eukaryota; Fungi; Ascomycota; Eurotiomycetes; Eurotiales; Aspergillaceae. The coding region runs from base 1 to 768 and encodes 255 amino acids. The record is from RefSeq and is a predicted model, not a curated record. Gene Ontology annotation, molecular function: oxidoreductase activity. The transcript is spliced from 4 exons.
AUGGCUAGCUAUUUGAUCACCGGCUCCUCACGAGGACUCGGCCUCGCCCUCGUAUCCCAAUUGCUCUCCCUCCCCGCAUCUCAAGUCGCGUCCAUCUUCGCGACCUCGCGAUCAGCCCAACCCAGCCCCAACCUCAAAGAACUCAUCGACCAGUCCUCCGGACGCGCAUCCUACGUCCAACUCGACGUAACCGACACAAUCAGCAUCAGAACAGCCGCACGGCAAAUCGAGCGCCAGCUCCAGGGGCGCGGUCUAGAUGUUCUAAUCAACAAUGCGGGGAUCCAACCUGUGACCAAGGGAGGUGCAGAAUACAUGGACAACCUCAGCGAUGCAUUCAACAUCAACGUAAACGCACCCCACGAAGUAACCCGUACAUUCCUACCGCUUCUUCGCAAAGGAGAAAGGAAAGUCAUUACUAACAUAUCCACAACAUUGGGUUCCAUAAGCAAGGCCUCGCCAUUCAUGGCGCAAUCCACUCCAGCGUAUAAUAUCACCAAGGCUGCAUUGAAUAUGCUCACCGUUCAAUAUGCCCUUAGUCUUGAGUCUGAGGGAUUUACUGUUUUCUGUGUUAGUCCGGGGUGGUUAAAAACCGAUCUCGGUGGACCCAGAGCAGAUCUACCGGUCCAGACUGGCGCCGAAGCCGUACUGAAGAUCAUCCUUGAGGCCAACCAUAAGGACACAAAUGGGAAGUUCCUCAACAUCCAUGUGCCCGGGUGGGAACAGACACAGGGAUUUAAUCAAUACGACGGGGCAGAGAUUCCCUGGUAGUUCAGUAAUCAUGAUUAGAAAAUCAAAGUUUUGUAAGCAAGAUGAGUAAACGAUCCGAAUACAUAAUCAAAAAUCAUGAAACCUUGCCCCUGCGACCCAAACCGGGAAUGGGAGGGAGGGAGUGAGUGGUGAUGUAGUUGUGGAUCCACGUCGAGGAUGCAACCCUUAUUCGCCGCUUUCGGUAGAUGGUAUGUUG